AUGCUUCCUGCGCUUGUUCACGAUUUGAAGAGGUUAUCUAAAGAAGAUUGCUGGCCAUUAUUUUCAAAGCAUGCAUUUGGAAAUAGAGACCCGAAUGAAGAUUCUACUCUGAAAGCAAUUGGUGGAAAAAUUGUGGAAAAAUGCAAAGGUUUGCCUUUGGCUAUUCAAACACUUGGGAGUCUGCUGCAUUCUCAAAUAGAAGCUGAGGAGUGGGACAAUGUACUGAAUAGUAGAAUAUGGGAUCUACCUGAUCACAAGAGUGACGUUCUACCUGCCUUAAGAUUGAGUUACCACUAUCUUCCUUCUCAACUAAAGCGCUGCUUUGCAUAUUGUUCCAUAUUUCCUAAGGGCCACAAAUUUGAGAAAAGGGAUUUGGUUCGAAUGUGGAUAGCUAAAAGCCUAUUGCAGCAGCCAAAAAGUAAAAGAAGAAAGAAGGAAGUAGGCGAGCAGUACUUUAAUGAACUGUUAUCAAGAUCACCAAAUGAUGGUAAGACUCAUUUCAAUUCUCAAGUCUUCAACAAAUUGUUUCCAGUGCCCAAUUGCUUGCGUGUGUUGUCAUUAUCAUCUUACAAUAUCAUUGAGUUCCUUGAUUCAGUUGCCAACUUAAAAAAACUACAUUAUUUGGACCUUUCUGGCGCUGAUAUUGGAUGUUUGCCUGAAAGAGUAGGCUAUUUGCAUAACUUGGAGACCUUGAAGUCGUCAGGUUGUCAUCGUCUCAAGUGCUUGCCAGCAGAACUGAGGAAUCUUACCAAAUUAGAGCAUCUUGACAUCAAGGGGACGCUUAUCAGGGAGUUGCUUGAUUCAAUUGGCAACUUAAAACAACUAGGCUACUUGGACCUUUCUGGCACUCAAUAA
Theobroma cacao (cacao) is the source of this 855-nucleotide messenger RNA. NCBI's taxonomy places the organism in Eukaryota, Viridiplantae, Streptophyta, Magnoliopsida, Malvales, Malvaceae. The record is from RefSeq and is a predicted model, not a curated record.